This is a messenger RNA of Selaginella moellendorffii, 1745 nucleotides long. RefSeq names its product pentatricopeptide repeat-containing protein At2g13600. The coding region runs from base 290 to 1726 and encodes 478 amino acids. Gene Ontology annotation, molecular function: protein binding; RNA binding. NCBI's taxonomy places the organism in Eukaryota, Viridiplantae, Streptophyta, Lycopodiopsida, Selaginellales, Selaginellaceae. The record is from RefSeq and is a predicted model, not a curated record. The transcript has 3 exons. Gene Ontology annotation, biological process: RNA modification.
AUUUUUGGAGACCAGCGUUGCGGUCCAGAACUCUCUCAUCAACCUCUAUGGAAAAUGCGCGAGCUUGAGCGAGGCCAGCUUACGGCCAACAUGGAAAUAGCUCGGAAGUCUUAAGCUUGUUCCGGAGGAUGGACUUGGAGGGCAUCGAGCUGAGCAAGGCGACUUAUGUCGCAGUUGUCAGUUCGUGCUGCAGUAAUGGAGGUGAUGCUGAGACGAGAAGAGAAAUUUUGUCACAGAUGCACACGCCAAAUGCGGGAGUUUGGAAGGGGCUCGCGCUAUCUUCGACUUCAUGCCUGAAAAGAAUGCGCGGACAUGGAAUUCGAUGAUCGGUGCUUGCAUCCAGCACGGACACAGCGACGAAGCCAUGCAAACGUUCUACGGGAUGCAGCUGGAAGGCAUCCACGUCACUGACGUGACAGUCAUCGUUGUUCUAGGAGCCUGCACAUCGGAUCAGCACCUCGACUUCGGCAAGAGGAUUCAGAAGAGAGUUUCUGAAGGAAACCAUGCUCAGCCAGCGACUGCUCUUCAGAACUCUCUCGUCAACAUGUACGCCAAGUGUGGGUGCCUUGAAGCCGCAAAGAAGAGCUUUGACGAGAUGGAACAGGAUACGCGAAGUGUGGUCUCCUGGAACGCAAUGAUCUCGGCCUACAUUCAAAACUCGCGGGAUGUAGAGGCCUUGGAAUUGUACAAGCAAAUGUGCCAGGCAGCAGAGCCAGAUUCCUUCACAUUCUCAAGCGUCCUCACCGCCUGCUCCAACUUGAAUGCUCUAGAGGAGGGGAAGUUGGUCCACCAUCAGGUUGAAGCCACUGGAAUGGAACUGGAUGGUGUGCUCGGGAGUGCACUCAUCACCAUGUAUGGCAAGUGCGAAGACUCCGGCAGUGCUCGCCUGGUUUUUGAGAAACUGGUGGAAGAGCAGAGGACGAGCAUGGACGUCGUGUGCUGGAACGCGAUGAUCUCGGCUUACUCCCAGUGCGGCUGCAGCAGCGAAGCCUUCGAGCUCUUCUACAAGAUGGACCUGGAAGGCAUCAAACAAGUCAGUGCGAGCUUCGUCAGCAUUCUCGCAGCGUGCAACAGUUUCGACAAAGGGAUGGCACUCGAGUUACGGCUGGCUAGUGCGGGACUGGAUACGAGCCAGGAGAUUGGAGCCGCACUGAUCAACAUGCACAGCAGGUGUGGAAACUUGGACCGAGCGAGACGCGUGUUCGACAGCAUGGUGCGCAUCAACGACGUAAGAGCAUUGCGGAAUCCAAUCUGCUGGACGGCCAUGCUUGCGGCCUACUCCCACCAUGGCUGCGCUCGCCAGAGCCUGGAGCUCCUCUUCCUCAUGAGCCUCGAAGGCGUCCAGCCCAACGAGAUCAACUUCACCAGCAUUCUCAACGCGUGUAGCCAUGCAGGCCUCAGCAGCCAGGCGUGGACGAGCUUUCUAGACAUGCACACCAAGUAUGGCGUAGCUCCCGCUGCUCAGCACCUGGUUUGCUUGAGCGACAUGCUGGGGAGAGCCGGGAUGCUGGGUGAAGCGGAGGCGUUCAUCGGGACCUCGACUUACGAUGACACUAGUACCGAGGCCGAGUUCGCUGCUGUGGCAUGGAAGUCACUGCUCAACGCUUGCAAACUCCAGGGGAAUGCCGGAGCUGGAGCUCGUGUAGCGGAGAAGCUGGCCGAGCUGGAGCCCGAGGUGUCGGCUCCUUACAUCCUCCUGGCCGGUAUCUACGCAGCUCAGACGUGACGAUGGAAAGAAAAGUUGU